Rhinopithecus roxellana (golden snub-nosed monkey) is the source of this 3522-nucleotide messenger RNA. RefSeq lists its product as uncharacterized. The record is from RefSeq and is a predicted model, not a curated record. The transcript has 3 exons. NCBI's taxonomy places the organism in Eukaryota, Metazoa, Chordata, Mammalia, Primates, Cercopithecidae. The coding region runs from base 2439 to 3506 and encodes 355 amino acids.
CCCACCAGCACCGAAUCCUGGGAUAUUUAUUCUCUUUGUUUCACAUCCUACGGGAACCCAAUCGCGGGGUAAUAUCCUCCUGAAAACCGUACUUUGCUGAAUAAUGACUUUUUUGGAUUAGAGAACUACAACUCCUCUGGGUCCUGAGCUGGUAUUUCCCUUUUGCGGCUGCACAGUAGUUAAAAACAAAGCUAAGUAUUCUGGCACGUAUAGUUCUAGCGUUCCUUGGGUCCCGCUGGCGAGCGUGGGCUUUCUGCAGAGCACAGCCGGCCUGUGUGCUUUGCGGACGGUUCACCGCCCUUGGAAAGGGGUGAGUCGGCUUCUUGAGGGACAGCAAGUGGUGAGGGUGAAGGCAGGAGGAAUCCUUAGUCCCACGGGACGAAAGGAAGCAGGGAUGAAGUGGGACACUUGAGAAGGGGCUCAGGACUUCGGAGGUGGUGGAACAGAAGAGCUUGGGGCUUCCCCUCCUUCGACUCCUGCCAGAUAAGUGAGGCUAGCAGUAGUCAAGAAAGCUCAUUAAGUAGGAUUUCAUAAGACUUAGGUCGAGUUUGGCUUUUAGUUGUGCCUGCCGUUCAUCGAACUCUUAAUUCACUGCCGUCAUCCAUUAAGUGGACAGCUGACAUUUCCCUGAUCUUUUAUAAAACAUGGGAAUAAGUUUCUUUCGGAAAUCUUGCUAUUUUCAUUACUCUGUAACUUAUAUUCGAAGUAGAAACUUUCCCUGAAGGGGCAGCUUGUAGUUGUUUACUAGUUUCCUGCUAGUCCUCCCACCACCACCCACUCUGAUAGCUGUGCUAAGUUCCUUCAUAUGAAAGUUCUGGAGCCAUCACUAUUUUGUCCUGUGAAGGACACAAGCUGUAGUCUUUUCGCUGGGAGAGGCUCCCAUCUGCCUUUCUCUGUAAUAAUGGAGAGAACACCAUAGUUAAAGGGUUAAAACUCAGCAAACUGCUGAAGAGUGACAAGCCCUAUCACUUAAGUGUGAAAUUGCUUGUUAUUCUGUCUGACAAAGGGAGAUGUGUUGUUGAGCUGAUUGUCGUAGACAGUUUUUAUUCUCACUUAUCUGUGUGUCUCCUUUGAAAAUGGAACUUGAAAUUCUACCCUUCUCAAUUUUCUCUUUUUAAUUUGAAAAACACUCACCCAACAUCCCCUGUGAGUUGCAGUAAAGAACAAAGCAUUGAAAGGCAUAUCCUUUUCCCAACAAAAGCUCACAAUCUAUUCAAUAAAGUAUUUAUUGAGCAACUAUGGCAGGUUUUGAGCUGAGGCUGAACCUGCAAAGUUGAAAUCUGUGUUCUCUGACCUCAAUGAACAUGAAUGAAUAAUUAGAAUACAAUAAAAGUGUGCUAGGAGGUACAAAAUAUGAGAGCCCAGAACAUGCAUAUAAAGCAAACAUAUCUGUAAACUUCAAGGAAGACUGGGAAAUGAUUUAAUAAAAAGAUAGAUACAAUGUUAUGGCAGAUAUUUAAAAAGAUGCUCAGAUAUUAUGUGUCAAGGAUCAUCAGCAAUCAACAAAUCAUUAAUUUUGAGAACUUGGGAUCACAGACUGUAAUGUUAAAUACUGUGCUAGAAGCCAUGUACAGAGAAGUAAAAGUAAGAUGAUCGUAUGUCCAAAAUCUCAAAAUAAACUUACAUAGACAAAUAAGAAUGUUCCUAAGAGGUCAAUGAGACCAAAUAUUUGAUAUCAGAUCCUUUCCAACAAUAUAGAGGCAUAUUUGUAGAUGUAAAUUACAGUUUCAUUCCUUAUGAGCCUAAAUGUCAGCACCAAAAUGUUAAAAGUGAUAUAUGAAUACAGAUAUCGCAGUGUAAACCAUGAUUAAUUUUCAAAUGAGUUGUAGAAUUAAAAUAUGUCAAGUAUUUAGAGGAAGGGAAAAUCACUGUGACAGAGUAGACCAGAAAGACUUUAUAGUCAGGAACUUGACCUGUGAAGGACAGAUAGAAUUUAUUGAGAACUUACCAAGCUCUUUGCAUCUAAUUCAUAUUUGUUCUUUAUAACCCUGAGAGGCAGAUUUUUGUCUUACAUCUCCAUUUUAUAGAUGAGAAAGCUGACAGAAGUUACUUGCCCUGAGUCACACACCUAGGAAGUGGUGGAAUUAGGAUUCAGAUCUAGCCCUGUCAGACUGUAAAGCCCAUCCUUUGAACUGUAAAUGGUAUAAAAGGCAUAGAGAGGAAAUGCCAGACAUCCUCAGGGGCUUAAAUACGACCUCACAGUAAACUCAGGCUAGACCAGGGAUGACACAUAAAGGUUGAUAGUUUUCGUUUGUGUUGCCCUCAGCCUCCUCUAUAAAUAAACCCAGAGUAAUCACAAAUUCCCAUCCUGAGGGGUUCAACAGGGAAUAGUCUCAUAAUGGAUUUAGAGUGAAGGAUGAUUGGCAUUGUAAGGCAGGCAAGCAGAGGGCUGAGCAAUCAAAUAAAAAAAUUUCAGAACAAAAGAUUAGAGGGCAGAAAUGCUGUAUGUGCUGAUAGAGGCAGAGAGGGCCCGGAUCAAGAAACUGCAGGAAGAGAAAACUAGAAACCUAGAAUCAUCUAGAAAACUAGAACCUAGAAUCGUCUCAGAACACAGAGGAGGCUUGAGGACUGACAUAGAUGUACUUGGACAACACCUCACCAAGGAGCAUGUCUCUUCCCACUCGCAAUCCCCAAUACGAGAUUCACAGUGGUUCAUGCUGAGUCCACAGGAAAAAUUGGCCUGGGGUACAUCAUCUAAAGAUCCUAGGAUUGCUGCAGGUCAGCAGUCUCCAUUGGAAAAAAAGAUCUUGAAUCUAGGUGGUGUGCAUACAACAGCAGCAAGACAGUUGAUAACUCAGAAAUAUCAGGAGGAGUGUGAAAUCCUCUAUAGGGAGCAAGCUGUUUCUCUUGACUACUGGCUUGCCAAAGCAGAGUCUUAUUAUAAUAAACUAAUAGUGGAAAUGAUGAAAGAAGAGACAGGCAAUGAAAUCAAGAAAAAAAUGGAGAAGAAAACAACCCGAAGCAUAGAAGGACUAAAACAGUACUAUUUGAUACCUGAGAGAGAGAUGAAACACAUAGAAAGGCACAUACAUCAAGCAGGACAGGCUGGAGAAUUUAAGAACAAGUCAUUUAGACAAGUACUGCGACCCUUCAGUGAAAGAAAAUUACCAAACAUUGUGCCAGAAGGUCAUGGCAUCCAGAACGCACAGAGAAGAAAGCAGGUAAAUGAGAGGGAACAGAUGCAGAUUAAGGAUCACCAGGAACGCAUGAUUCGAGGGAGAGAACUUACAGAGCAAAGACUCAAGGAAAGAAUCUUAAGAAGAAGCCAGAGCCAGCUGCCUACAUAUGAGAAGCGUGAGAGAGGAAAGAAAGAGAUAAAGGAGUUUGAAAGAGUUAUUGCAUAUCCUCUUUUCCAGCCAUGCAGUAGAAGUCGGAUUAAAGUGAAUAUUCUUAUGGAAAAGUCUCAGAAUGGAGAGAAAGGGAAUACAAUUGUGAAACCAUAUCAAAGAAAAUUCUUGGCCAUGCCACCCUUUUUAAGAAGUCAAAUAGGAAAAAUAAAAGAUUAAAGUUUCAAUGCUGUUA